This is a messenger RNA of Trypanosoma rangeli, 1461 nucleotides long. RefSeq lists its product as uncharacterized. NCBI's taxonomy places the organism in Eukaryota, Euglenozoa, Kinetoplastea, Trypanosomatida, Trypanosomatidae. The record is from RefSeq and is a predicted model, not a curated record. The coding region runs from base 1 to 1461 and encodes 486 amino acids. The transcript has a single exon.
AUGGAGGCGAGAGAGCACAGUCAAGAACCUGAGCGUCUUCCAGAGGCCCGCCGCGCCGAGGACGGAGUGGGCGACGGUGGUGAAACUGCGGAAGCGGAGAAGCGUCAAAGUGAGCUUCUGCGCAGGAAGGUGGAGUUGCAGCAUCGCAUACAAAACCUGCGUGAUGAGGAGAACGUGCUGCAACAUGAGAAGACAGUUAGGUCCCUCGCAAAGGCAAAGGAAAAGAAACUAGCGACCGCUGCAGCGCAGAAGCAAAGUAACAAACAAAUCCGUAGUAGAAAACCACCAAAGCGGCAUCCUCCGGAUCAGAAAAAAAGUUCACUGGGCGCUGAGAGUGCCAAUGCUGGGAUCACCAACACCGGCAACGACGGUGGUGACGCCACCGCGGGUGGCAGGCGCGUAAGUAAAAGCGACAGUGGCACUCUACGUGCAAGUUUGCGACCCAUACCUUCCUUCCGCCAAGGUGGUUUCACUGGGGAAAGGCCGGGCCAAGGACAGAAGUCUUCUGUGCUUGCUGACAUGGCGGCGGUGGAGGGGUCAGUGGAAAGCGGCAACUUUCCCAAUGUGAUUCCCGCCCCCCCGUACCCCCGCUGUUCCUCGGAUGACGCAAUAGAGGAGGAGAGGAGUGUGAAAGAGGAAAACCAUGUGCUGGACGUGGACUUUUUGUGGAUUAUUCGCUCGGCGCGGCUGCAUGAGUGUGGCGGGGAGGUGCAGGUGGAGGCUGCGCACCGUGCCCGGCGGGAGAGGAUGCAGGCGACUGAGAAUCGCCAGCAGCGAUCUUUGCGGCGACUCAAUCUUGUCGACGAGAUGUUUUCGAAGGCACUAGAGCGUCGCAUGCGGGCGAUGCAGAGAAUUGCUGCCGAUCCACCCGCCGAUCGCCUUAUUGGCAACCAUGUGGUGCAGCACAUUCCUGUGUCAAUGCUUCCGGGCCAGUUGAAGCAGACGGCGCUGACGCUCAUGGCGGGGUCCACAGGGGAGGGCGUCCAGAGCCCCAGCAGUGCUCCUUCCCCCACCGGCGCCAUCAAAGACGCGCCUGGGGGGAGAGUUUUCCUUACCGCCGUUGACAUGGCGGCGGCGGAGAAGCAGAUAACGGCGCCAACCGACGCCCCUGAUGCGGAGGAUGCAUCUCAACAGGCGGAGGGGAAAACAACGACCUCUCCGAGGGUCAAUGACAUUGAUGAGGACAAACUUCUUCGAGAAUGGCGCGAGCUGGGCUACACUGCUGUGUACCUUCCGGCGACAAGGCGAUUGGUUUAUCCAGACGCAGAUUGUCCUAUAACGCGGAACACCAAGAGGCCGUACUCACCCAACGCUUGCAUGCAGAAGUACAUGCAGCCAUUACCGUCGGUUCAUUUGGUGCAGCGACAACUUCCACCUGAAGCCAUUUUAGCACACAAGCGGGCGAAGUCCACUGGAAGACGCCGUCUGUUACCAUUUAUUUCUGUUGCGCGCAAUAAGUAG